GAACUUUAGGUUCUAUCAAAAUUCGCAGUUUAGCAAUAUUCCCUUUCCAAUACAAAUUUUCGGGCCAGUCCCUACCCGCCGAGACUUCUGGCCGGUCCCAUGUUAUGUCUAAACUCUAUUCUCUACGUAAAUUCCCGCUACAUUAUUGCGCAUAAGGAUUGUCUUAUCAUGUCGUAUCAGAUACUGUCGAAAACUCUAGUGGUCCCUUGCAGCUCUCAUCGCUCCAUUGCAUGGCAAGUAGAAAUCCGUGUCAAAGGGCCGCAUUAAUGGCGACCAUGUAGGAGGAGACUAGUACUGGUUCUUCCCUUGAGGCUUUGAUUGGUAGUUAGUUCGUUCCCGGUGCAGAGCGAUAUAUAUUAUUUAAACAGAUGCGGAGAAUGCGAGAGCUUUGAAUACUGCGUGAUGUUUAAAGAAUGGACAGUUCGAGUGAAUCCAAGACCAGAAGUGAAGAGUGUAAUUCUGUGAAGAGAGACAAUCAAGAUUUUCUCCCGUCUUCAUCGUCGUCUUUGUCACGCCACCACGUUCAUACUCAGCACAGGCGCUCAAAGAGUGCUUCAGACCGGGAUUUAGAUGCGAAAGCAGAUAGGUCAUUGCAUUCCAGAAAGGGCCAGAAUGGGACAGCGGUAUCGCCACCUUCGACUUGGGCUCGUAAGGUUCAAAGUCCACUUCAUGAUCCUUUUGGUCAUAUCGGCAAAAACUCCGUUUCAAGUCAACGAGCCUCAUUGGAGAAGGAUAUUGAACAGCUGCAAUCGCGUCUGCAGCAAGAAAAAUCAAUGCGGCUUGCGCUUGAGAGGGCAAUGGGCCGAACCUCUAGUACUUUAUCUCCUGGGCAUCGACAUGUUGCUUCAAAGACGAAGGAGUUGAUUACUGAAAUCGAGCUGCUUGAAGAGGAGGUUGCCAACAGAGAACAACAUGUCCUGUCUCUUUACCGGACCAUCUUUGAGCAAUGUGCGAGUCAGCCUUCUUCUCAGCAAAGCUCAGGAGUUGCAUCUCCUGCCCACACUAAGAACAUUCCCAGGAAGCAUCCUAGCAUCAUAUCGAGCGCAUUUUGUUCCUCAAAGAAUUUCCCACUACGACCUCUGCGGUCCCUUAUCAGUUCGGACAACUCGGAAAAGAGAAGUCUGAGGAAGAAUCAUGCUCUGCCACUGAGUGCAAAGACUACAGAAGUUCACUGCGAGAAGCCUUAUUCCAGCCCAAAUAAGAUCCCCGCCACAGAAAGGACUUCCAUGCUAAGGACGCUGAAAGACCACCUUUAUCAGUGCCCAAGCAAGUUGUCGGAGGAAAUGGUCCGUUGUAUGGUUGCAGUAUACUGCUGGCUUCGAAGUACAACAUCUAUCGACCCGGCAAAAGAUCGAUCACCCUUAUUGUCAAGAUCAUCAACUAAUGUGGUUCUUCCGCGACGUGGUAUUAUUCAAGGAGAGCAAUUUUGUUCUUCCAAAUCAAUGGUGGAGAUUUCCUGGAUUUCUACUGAUAAGAGGCAAUUCUCGCGUGCUUCUUAUGCCAUCAACAACUACCGAAUGUUAGUCGAGCAGCUGGAAAGGGUAAAUGUUAGUCAGAUGGAAGACAAUGCCCGGACUGCAUUUUGGAUCAACGUGUACAACUCUCUCAUAAUGAAUGGUUACUUAGCUUAUGGAAUCCCGAAUGGCUCUUUGAGAAGGUUAGCGCUGUUCCACAAGGCUGCAUACAAUAUUGGAGGUCACAUAGUAAGCGCUAAUGCAAUAGAGCAAUCGAUAUUCCGUUUCCACACUCCUCGAGUUGGAUGGUGGCUCGAAACUAUUGUAUCCGCGGCCCUGAGGAAGAGAUCGGGAGAAGAAAGGCAAAUAAUCAGCUCAAAAUUCGGCCUUCCAAGUGGCCAACCCCUUGUUUGCUUUGCUCUUUGCACAGGAGCUGUUUCCGAUCCCGCGCUGAAGGUCUAUACGGCCCUGAAUCUUAAAGAGGAGCUGGAGUCGGCGAGGAGGGAUUUCCUGCAAGCGAAUGUUGUCGUGAAGAAAUCAAAGGUAUUCCUGCCUAAAGUGAUCGAGAGGUUUGCCAGAGAGGCCUCCAUUAGGCCGGAUGAUCUCCUCAGUUGGGUUAUCGAGAAUGCUGAUAGGAAACUCCACGAAAUGAUGACCAAAUGUAUUGAUGGCAAGAUUAACCGUAAGAAAGCGUCUCAGAUCAUUGAGUGGCUCCCUUACUGCUCGAGGUUCCAGUACGUCUUCUCCAAGGACUUGACAGAAAAGCCUUGGUGGGUGUGAGGUCCGCGUAAAUGAUCGGAGGGAACUCUCGGGCAUAACAUGGAUCAUUUUCACAACGCUAGGAGUCAUUAUCCGGCCCAAGAUGUUUGAAGGAUCCAACUGAUCAAGCAGGACCGUACACGAGUUAGUGAUUGUCUGUCUGAACAGAAAGGCUCUUGUUGUAAAAAAUGACCUUUGUUUCAUUAAAGAGAAUUUGACUGUCACUGUUAACAGUUUUGUUCUCCCAUUAGCCGGUUGCAUAUACGGUCGAUAGAUCAGAACUUUCUCGAUCGAAUGCCGUAUUUGCUUUCAGGGAAA
Molecule: messenger RNA, 2531 nt
Organism: Punica granatum (pomegranate)
Lineage: Eukaryota; Viridiplantae; Streptophyta; Magnoliopsida; Myrtales; Lythraceae
Source: RefSeq, a predicted model, not a curated record